This is a messenger RNA of Branchiostoma floridae (Florida lancelet), 1829 nucleotides long. RefSeq names its product gastrula zinc finger protein XlCGF57.1-like. The transcript has a single exon. Bases 68 to 1822 code for a protein of 584 amino acids. Gene Ontology annotation, biological process: regulation of transcription by RNA polymerase II. The record is from RefSeq and is a predicted model, not a curated record. Gene Ontology annotation, molecular function: RNA polymerase II cis-regulatory region sequence-specific DNA binding; DNA-binding transcription activator activity, RNA polymerase II-specific. NCBI's taxonomy places the organism in Eukaryota, Metazoa, Chordata, Leptocardii, Amphioxiformes, Branchiostomatidae. Gene Ontology annotation, cellular component: nucleus.
UGAAAGUGGAGAGGAGCGGAGGAGACUUAUCUGUCGUCAUUGCGAGUAUGAAACGGAGCACAAGCAGAUGAUGAGGAGACACAUGAGGUCCCACAGAACGUACCAGUGUGACCAGUGCGACUAUUCCACUUCAAAAAAGGGUCCACUGAAACGCCACAUGGCGGUGCACACCGGUGAGAGACCUUACCACUGCGGUCACUGUGACUUCUCUGCAGCAAGGAAAUACGGUCUUUUCAGCCACGUUAGAGCAGUUCACAGCGGUGAGAGACCAUAUAAGUGCACUUACUGUGAUUAUUCUACAGCGCAAAACGCUCAACUUAAGAACCACGUUAUGGCUAAACACACCAACACCAGGCCGCACAAGUGCACGCUGUGCGACUAUUCUGCGGUUGAGAAAAGGGGUUUGAAGUUCCACAUGGCUACCCACACUGGGGAGAAACCAUACAAGUGUGAGGUGUGUCCUUUCGCCACUCAUCAGAAGCAGACUUUAAAACAGCACGUGCUCACACACAGUGCCGACAAACCGUUUAAGUGCCAUGUCUGUGACUAUUCCGCAGUCCAAAAGGGAGCUUUGAAAAGACACAUGUUGAAACACACACAACCUAAAAUCAAGGUUAAAAAGGAGCCAAAGAAACAUAGCUGUCCGCACUGUGAGUAUGAAACCAUUAGUACAACAGCAAUGACAAAACACAUCCGGACCCACACCGGGGAGAAACCCUUCAAGUGUCAACAGUGCGACUACUCAGCAUCGCAGAAACCGCAACUGCAACGGCACAUCCGGGGUAAACACACCGGUGAGAGACCUUACCACUGUGGCCACUGCGACUUUUCCGCAGCAAGAAAGGACGGUCUAUACGUGCACAUUCGGACAAUACACGGCGGGGAGAGGGCCUAUCAGUGCCAGUUUUGUGAUUAUUCGGCACAACAGUCUGGCCAUCUGAAAGAGCACGUAAUGGCUAAACACAGCAACUACAGGCCGCACAAAUGCACUCUGUGCGACUUUUCUUCAGUUAGCAAAAAGUCUUUAAAGCAACACAUGACGACCCACACUGGAGAGAAACCUUACAGCUGUGAGUUGUGCAGUUAUUCCGCUCGUCAAAAGGGUAAGUUAAAGCUGCACAUGGCGAAACACAAAGGGGAGAAACCUUUUAAAUGUGAAGUCUGUGAUUAUGCUAGUGCAUCAAAAUCAUCUUUAAAAAGUCACAUGGCCACACACACCAACAUAAAACCGUACAAAUGUGAGGUAUGUGAUUACUCGACCAUAAGCAUGACUUAUUUGAAAAAGCACAUGGCAGUUCACGCCUUGGAGAAACCCUUCCACUGUGAAUACUGUGACUAUUCUGCAGCACGAAAAACAGACCUGAAACGACACAUGGCUAAACACACCGGCGACAAACCACACAAAUGUGAACUUUGUGAUUUUUCUACAGCGCGAAGGAGCCAUCUAAAGCGGCACAUGACCACGCACACUGGUGAGAAACCUUACAAAUGUGACGUUUGUGGAUACGCUUCGGCAGAAAUGUGCUUUUUGAAAGAGCACAUGACUAAACACACAGGGGAGAAGCCUUACCAGUGUGAGGAGUGCGACUAUUUCACAACGAAAAAAGGGAGUUUAGCAAUACACAUGACAAAGCACACCGGUGAGAAGCCGUACAUGUGCGAGGUUUGCGGGUUUAAGACAGGAACGAAGGGUACCUUGAGGCAGCACACAGCUACACACACGAAACCCCACAGGUGUGACCAGUGUGACUACUCCGCAGCGCAGAUCGCGCACUUGAGGAGGCACAAGGCCAGACAUGCCGAAGACAGAAGCAGUGUGUAAGUGCCUG